AUGCGCGCGGUAGGUUUGUAACAGCAAUGGCGUCUAAAGCAGGUCGUCGAGGGACCAAGCGCAAAGCGGAAGUUCAGGCUGAGGAGGAGAAACCGUCCGUGGACAAGAAGGACAGAGGAGAGGCAGAGAACGACCAGGAGGGUCAAAGGCUCGUCAUUGAACACUGUAAGAGCUGACGAGUGUAUGGGCGUAAUGCCGAGGAGGUGAAAACUGCCCUUCUGGCUGCCCACCCUGGACUGACUGUGGUCCUCAACCCUGAGAAACCCCGCAGGAACAGCUUCGAGAUCACUCUGCUGGAUGGAGGCAAAGAAACAUCUCUGUGGACUGGCAUUAAGAAGGGUCCGCCUCGUAAGCUGAAGUUUCCUCAACCUGAUGUUGUAGUUGCCGCUCUACAUGAGGCUCUGAAGGCUGAGUAGUCAUCCAGUGAAGCCAAGAUUUCAGGAGAUGUGGCCCAUGGAAGCAGAAUGAUGAGGAGUGACCAAUGGGAUGCUCUCAGUCCCUCCUCUGAUGAUCCAAGCUCCAGCAGCUCGCAUCUCCUGGACACAUGGUGACACCUAGUGGAGCAUCUCUGAACAAGAUGCAUAGUCCUGCGUUUUUUCUCCAUUUCUCAGCGGUUUAUUGUGUUUUUAUAUCUGUUUUUGGCAAAUAAAGUGUUUCUUGUUUCUUA
Molecule: messenger RNA, 667 nt
Organism: Chelmon rostratus (copperband butterflyfish)
Lineage: Eukaryota; Metazoa; Chordata; Actinopteri; Chaetodontiformes; Chaetodontidae
Gene: selenoh
Product: selenoprotein H
Exons: 5
Cellular component (GO): Golgi apparatus
Source: RefSeq, a predicted model, not a curated record